CGAGUCUUGACACCAUCGAGCUUAAUUGUUACGACUAGGACGAAAAGAACGUCGUCAACGAACAACGGCCAUCAUCGUGAGAUGGGAAAUACCGCAUCAAACACCAAUCAAAGCUCACGCUCACCUGUCCCGAGCAGAAGAAUUGAUUCAUCUGCGCGUCGACAAGCUCCCUCACAUUCACCAUCACCCAAUCCCCAUCAACCUCAUCGCUCGUUACGGACAAAGAAAAAAUCGCUCGAGCUUCCAGAUCUUGCAUCACUUUCCCUAACACCAGCAGCAUCAUACCACAACUCUGGGAAUUCUUCCCCCUUAUCACCCUACCGUCGACCACUGAGAACAACUUCCCCAAUCCCGAUUCCGAUUCCUGCUUUGAACAAUGGGACAAUGAAUAAUGCCUCAAAUACAGGCACUUCCCCUCGCGGGCGUCGGCCGGAUUUGAAAGGCGCCCCAAACAGAGUUACUGAUACGGGAAACUACUCGGCAGAACUUCUCUUGGAUCACCCUCCAUCUACGCAUAUCCCGGUGCAACAUAGCCACCGCCCGCGAGGGAGCCCUUACUUCAGAGGCGCACCCCUGCAGUAUAAUUCCACUCAUUCUUUCCCUUUGCGCGAUCAAUCUGCUCAGCCUCGUAUGCAAGAGCUCUACGCCGAAAGUGAGAUUGAGGCAUCUGAACAACCUGAUCCAUCUGGUUUCGUUCAAGAGACCGUGCAUUCAACCAUCCCACUCGCCCUUCACAAAGCAGAAGAGGAUAUAACCAAAUCGGCAAAUGCUGACACCGACGGGGAGAAUGGCCAACUGAUGAAUCUAUCAAAUCAAUCACAUGAGGAACCAAAAGAACCUGUCCCUGUGAAGAUUACAUGGAAUGGUGGUGGGAAGAGCGUAGUCUUAGUUCGUGCUGGAGACGAUGAUUGGAAAGGUCGUCUGCCUAUGGAGCCCGAUGAUCCAUCGAGCGACAAAUCGUGGUCUGCAUUGGUACCACUCAUGCCUGGUACUCAUCAUAUUCGAUUCAUCGUCGAUGAGCAAUGGCGAGUAGCAGAUGACUUGCCUACUGCCGUUGAUGAUGAAGGUAGUCUUGCAAAUUACGUCGCUGUUCCUAUUUCCGGCUUGACUCCACCCCACGUGUCGUCUGCUGUCCCUGCUACAUCGGGGCGCCACCCACACCCUCAUGCACACUCCUUUUGGUCAACAACAAGCUCUACGCACGGUUCCAUUAUGGAUACAUCUUCAAGCGAUCCAAAGGGUAUGUUUGCAAAGUGGACGGAUGAAAUCCCUGCAGGGCUUAUGGCAGCUGCUCGGGAGGAAGAAGCCUAUUUAGCGUAUUCAGCUGGUCCCGAGUACGACCAGACACCUUAUCAACAUGUCCCUACUCCCAACAUUCCACCUGCCCCUGGACUGCCACGGCAUCUUGAUAAACUGAUACUGAAUGCGAAACCUGGGCAAUCUCCUGCAGGGAACAGGGGCAGGGAACGUGAUCGGGAACGUGAACGUGAAAGGGAGCGCGAAAGCAAACGACGACAGGGACGAUCCCUUUUGGGAAUGACGAGCACCGUUGCUCGUGAGCUUCACAAGGAAGACAGAACUACAGAACUAGAAGCUCCUACAAUUCCUAUUACUACGGCAAGCGGCACGGAUGUAACCAGCGUGCAUCUGGCAGCCCCUGCGCAUACUCGGUUAGGUCUUGAUGGUCCUGGGCUCAGCGACGACGCUAGCGUUCUCCCUGUUCCAUCUCAUGUUGUGUUGCACCACUUGAGUACCAGUGCAAUUCGCAAUGGUGUCUUGGCCGUGGGUAAUACUACACGAUAUCGCACGAAGUAUCUCACGACCAUCUAUUAUAAACCUUCAUGACGACUUAUCGGCUGGCACAGUUGCAUUUGUGCAAUCAGGAGAUCUGCCUGGAUGUAUGGCACAACGAUUCGACAAAUUCUGGACCGUCGGCCUGCUAUCUCGACACCUUUCGAAGGCCUCUUAUGUCGAGGCACUGUCGUCAUACGCAGUCAAUGAUUCAUUUUCCCUAUUUUCUUUUCUUUUCCUUGCGAAGCUGGUUCUUUAUAUCUUCUACCAAUCUUCUACUGCUCUUUUGUGAUGACCGCUUGUACGACGUUCUAUAUUGCUGCACCACGACCGACCAGACAUACAUGACGGACUGACUAGUUACGAUCUCAACAUAUUAGAAUACCCACCAAAAUGUAUCUUCCGUAUGUCUGGAAAACCGUAAAUACAGUUGGAUUAUCUA
Suillus subalutaceus is the source of this 2233-nucleotide messenger RNA. Its product is annotated as carbohydrate-binding module family 48 protein. NCBI's taxonomy places the organism in Eukaryota, Fungi, Basidiomycota, Agaricomycetes, Boletales, Suillaceae. The record is from RefSeq and is a predicted model, not a curated record. Gene Ontology annotation, molecular function: protein kinase binding. Gene Ontology annotation, biological process: signal transduction. The coding region runs from base 82 to 1845 and encodes 587 amino acids. Gene Ontology annotation, cellular component: nucleotide-activated protein kinase complex; cytoplasm; nucleus. The transcript is spliced from 3 exons.